AUGCGAGAGGUUUCAUAUUCAGCGAGUUACCAAACUGCUGCUAAAGUGAAUAAGUACCUAUAUAUAUUUAGCUCUCAAGCACUAUCAAAUCUGCGAACUCCUAUAUUCGGGCUAAUGUAUAUUGUUGCUGUGAUUGGAUCAUUUCUGGCCUGCAGUAUCAACACCCACGAAGCAUCAACAAACACAAUCACCACAACAGACGUUGAUGGACACUUCCUUGUGCUAAUUUGUACUGCUGAUGGAAUUUCCGCUGUAGUUGCUACUGCUCGUGGAACUCCUUCUGCAGCUGGUAUUGCUGAUGGAACUCCUGCUGUUAGUACUGUUUAUGGAACUCCUACUGCAGUUGGUACUGCUGAUGGAACUUCUUAUUCAGUUAGUACUGCUGAUGGUUCUCCUGCAUUGGCUACUGCAAAUGUCUCUCCUUCUGCAGUUGGUACUGUAGAUGGAAGUUUUUCUUCAAUUGGCAUUGGCAAUGGAACUUCUGCAGCUGGUAAUUCCUCUGCAGUUGGUACUAUAGGUGGCACUUCUGCAAUUGGUACUACAGAUGUCUCUCCUUCUGUAGUUGAUACUGCUGAUGGAAGUCUUUCUGCAAUUGGUACUGUUGGUGGAAGUCCAUCAGCAGUUGGUACUAAUGAUGAAACCUUUCUUGUAGUUGGUGCUACAGAUGUUGGUACUGCUGAUGGCUCUGAUUCUGCAGUUGGUACUCCUAGUGGAACUCCUGCAUUUGGUACUGGUGAUGGAACUACUUCUGCAGUUGGUACUGUUGUAGACACAUGGCAGCACAGAUCAUCAUCACGUGAACAAGAUGUGGUUAGUACUGCUGAUGGCUCUGCUUCUGCAGUUGGUAGUGCUGGUGGGAUUCCUUCUGCAGUUGAUAUUGCUGAUGGAACUUUUUGUGCUGUUGGUGCUGCUGAUGGAACUCCUUCUGCAAAUAGUGCUACUGAUGGAACGCCUUCUGCAUUGGUGCUGCUGAUGAGGCAACUGCUGUUGGUGCUGGAUGGAGCUCCUUCGGCAGUUGGUGUUGCCGAUAGAACUCCUGGCAUUGGUGCUGCGGAUGGAACUCCUUUGAAACUCCUUCGCAGUUGGUGCUGUGACUCCUUCGGCAGUGGUGCUGCUGAUGAAACUAACCUGAAACAGAAAAGGCUUAGUACUGCUGAUGGCUCUGCUUCUGCAGUUGGUAGUGCUGGUGGGAUUCCUUCUGCAGUUGAUAUUGCUGAUGGAACUUUUUGUGCUGUUGGUGCUGCUGAUGGAACUCCUUCUGCAGUGCUACUGAUGGAACGCCUUCUGCAUUGUGCUGCUGAUGAACUCCUUCUGCAGUUGGUGCUGCUGAUGGGACUCUUUCUGCUGUUGGUGCUGCUGAUGGAGCUCCUUCGGCAGUUGAUGUUGCCGAUAGAACUCCUGCAGUUGUUGGUGCUGCUGAUGGGACUCUUUCUGCUGUUGGUGCUGUUGAUGGAGCUCCUUCGGCAGUUGAUGUUGCCGAUAGAACUCCUGCAUUGUGCUGCUGAUGCUCCUUCUGCAAUGAACUCCUUCGGCAUUAGUACUGCUGAUGGCUCUGCUUCUGCAGUUGGUAGUGCUGGUGGGAUUCCUUCUGCAGUUGAUAUUGCUGAUGGAACUUUUUGUGCUGUUGGUGCUGCUGAUGGAACUCCUUCUGCAAAUAGUGCUACUGAUGGAACGCCUUCUGCAGUUGUUGGUGCUGCUGAUGGGACUCUUUCUGCUGUUGGUGCUGCUGAUGGAGCUCCUUCGGCAGUUGAUGUUGCCGAUAGAACUCCUGCAUUGGUGCUGCUGAUGGAACUCCUCGGCAGUUGUGCUGCUGAUGGGACUCCUGCUGUUGGUGCUGCUGAUGGAGCUCCUUCGGCAGUUGAUGUUGCCGAUAGAACUCCUGCAGUUGUUAGUACUGCUGAUGGCUCUGCUUCUGCAGUUGGUAGUGCUGGUGGGAUUCCUUCUGCAGUUGAUAUUGCUGAUGGAACUUUUUGUGCUGUUGGUGCUGCUGAUGGAACUCCUUCUGCAAAUAGUGCUGCUGAUGGAAGCUUCUGCAGAUAG
Messenger RNA from Penaeus vannamei (Pacific white shrimp), 2040 nucleotides. Lineage: Eukaryota; Metazoa; Arthropoda; Malacostraca; Decapoda; Penaeidae. The record is from RefSeq and is a predicted model, not a curated record.